This is a messenger RNA of Orussus abietinus, 834 nucleotides long. Its product is annotated as amino-terminal enhancer of split. The annotation marks the transcript as partial. Gene Ontology annotation, biological process: negative regulation of canonical Wnt signaling pathway; regulation of DNA-templated transcription. The transcript is spliced from 8 exons. The record is from RefSeq and is a predicted model, not a curated record. Gene Ontology annotation, molecular function: protein binding; transcription corepressor activity. Gene Ontology annotation, cellular component: transcription regulator complex; nucleus. NCBI's taxonomy places the organism in Eukaryota, Metazoa, Arthropoda, Insecta, Hymenoptera, Orussidae.
GGUGCCGGAGGAAGCGGAGGCGCUGCUGGGGGUCUGAAAUUCACGGUGGUUGACACUUGCGAGAGAAUCAAAGAAGAAUUCAAUUUCAUCCAGCAACAGUACCACACGCUGAAACUCGAGUGCGAGAAGCUGGCGAGCGAAAAGACUGAGAUGCAGAGGCAUUACGUUAUGUACUACGAGAUGUCCUACGGCCUCAACGUGGAGAUGCACAAGCAGACGGAAAUCGCGAAGAGACUGAACGGCAUCAUCGUCCAGGUGCUUCCCUUUCUGGCACAAGAGCAUCAGCAGCAAGUGGCUAACGCCGUGGAAAGGGCCAAGCAAGUUACCAUGUCGGAGCUGAACGCCAUCAUUGGGCAACAGCAGCAGCAGGGUCUGCAACAACUGCUGCAACAGAUCCAGGCGCAGCAGCUACCCCAUGGCACCGUGGUCGGCGGAAUGCCCCCGGCGGGCCUGCUCGGGUUCGCGGGGGCGGCGGUGGCGGCGGCGGCGGCCGCGGGGGUGCCCCCGCACCUCGCGCCCCCGCCCCACCCGGCCGCAGUGGCCGCCCAGGCUCAGGCCCAGGCCCUCCUUAAGUCGACGGACCUGCAGCACAGAGCAGCCGCCGAGACGCCCGACGACCGGAAGCCGAUCGCCCUGACGGACGAGCGGCUCAGGAGGUCCGUCUCGCCGCCCGAGAAGUUCCGGCCCAGGACCCCCGAGCUCGAGAGCGACCCCAAGAGGCGGAAAGAGGACAAGCUGGGACACCUUGGAAGAAGUUUCACCGAUUACAGGUUCUCCCUGUCUUCGGAAAAUCGAUCUCUUCUGGGUUUCGGUGCUUUGAGCAAAGUAGAGUAG